Ochlerotatus camptorhynchus is the source of this 851-nucleotide messenger RNA. RefSeq names its product NADH dehydrogenase (ubiquinone) 23 kDa subunit (gene ND-23). The record is from RefSeq and is a predicted model, not a curated record. Gene Ontology annotation, biological process: mitochondrial respiratory chain complex I assembly; mitochondrial electron transport, NADH to ubiquinone. Bases 103 to 753 code for a protein of 216 amino acids. Gene Ontology annotation, cellular component: membrane. Lineage: Eukaryota; Metazoa; Arthropoda; Insecta; Diptera; Culicidae. The transcript is spliced from 3 exons. Gene Ontology annotation, molecular function: NADH dehydrogenase activity; 4 iron, 4 sulfur cluster binding.
GUCAAAUUCAUCCGGAUUUUUUGCGAAAAGAUUGCUGGUGGUGCAGAACAGCAGAAAAAGUCGAUUUUUCCAUAUUUUCCGUCUGCAUAAUCCGAUCUGAAUAUGUCGGCCGUGAAGAUUUUCUCCCUGGCCAAGCAGACCAACCGCAUCAUCCGUCCGGCGAUGACGAUGGCCGGCCGUUCGUACACCAGUGCUGCGAAGGCAACCAGCAUCAAACCCCAGGAGUUCUAUUAUGUAAAUAAUGCUGAACAGAGCAUGGAGAUGACCGACAUAACGGACCGUGCCGCGCAGACCAUUUUCUGGACGGAACUGUUUCGUGGUGCCGCCGUCACGUUGGCGCACAUUUUCAAGGAGCCGGCCACCAUCAACUAUCCGUUCGAGAAGGGACCGUUGAGCCCGCGGUUCCGCGGUGAGCAUGCCCUGCGUCGUUAUCCCAGUGGCGAGGAACGGUGCAUUGCCUGCAAAUUGUGCGAGGCAAUCUGCCCGGCGCAAGCCAUCACCAUCGAGGCGGAAGAGCGAGCCGAUGGAAGCAGAAGGACGACCCGGUACGAUAUUGAUAUGACCAAGUGCAUCUACUGUGGAUUUUGUCAGGAAGCCUGUCCGGUCGAUGCCAUCGUCGAGGGGCCUAACUUUGAGUUCUCGACCGAAACGCACGAGGAGCUGCUGUACAACAAGGAAAAGCUGCUGUGCAACGGCGACAAGUGGGAAUCGGAAAUUGCGUCGAACAUUAAUGCCGACUAUCUGUACCGUUAAUGCGCCCAGGCGAUUAUUGUACAUUUCUGUGCAGCUGAGAGCUGCUCAUAGCAAACUAAAUGAAAACGAAACGUUGAAUUAAAAGAGUUAAACGAUAA